Trichoderma breve is the source of this 1491-nucleotide messenger RNA. RefSeq names its product major facilitator superfamily domain-containing protein. Lineage: Eukaryota; Fungi; Ascomycota; Sordariomycetes; Hypocreales; Hypocreaceae. Gene Ontology annotation, biological process: transmembrane transport. The transcript has 5 exons. The record is from RefSeq and is a predicted model, not a curated record. The coding region runs from base 1 to 1491 and encodes 496 amino acids. Gene Ontology annotation, molecular function: transmembrane transporter activity. Gene Ontology annotation, cellular component: membrane.
AUGGCAGCACUUUUGCAUGGAGACGAGAAAGAAGCGCCUCCGGAUGACAGCGUCGUCGUUACGGAAACCGUUGAGAUGGAUGUUGUUACAAGCGCUCAGAGUACUGUCUUGGAUACAGUCAAUGCAAAGUAUACCGAAGAUGAAUACAGGCGUGUUCUCAAAAAGAUUGAUCGCAUUCUGCUGCCGCUCAUGUGGCUAUGCUACGGCACCCAACAGGCAGAUAAAACGGCCGUCUCUACGCAAGCAACGUUUGGAAUGAUAAACGACAUUGGAUUGGUCGGUCAGCAAUUAUCGUGGUUGACGACCGCCUUCUAUAUUGCCUAUCUCGUAGGCGAACCCCCUGGCAACUACUUGAUGCAGCGAUUCAGCGUGAACAAGAUACUAUUUAUCUGCAUGUUUUGCUGGGGCGUUGUUGUCCUCUGCGUCGCAUUUGUUCAAGAUUUUGCCCAGAUUAUAGCACUGCGGUCCUUGCAAGGCCUUUUCGAAUGCACAAUUUCCCCUGCUUUUCUUCUUAUCACGGCCUCUUUCUACAUUAGUCAAGAGCAUACCAUGCGAUCCAUCAUUUGGACAACGGCAAACAGUGGCUUUGACAUUAUAACGCAGUUGGUCAUUGUUUUUCUUGGAUCCUGGACGAUACUCCUCUCGUUUGUGGCAUUAUUCUUUGUGGGAACACCCAACGAAGUUAGAUGGUUAUCCAAAAAGGAGAAACACAUGGUUGCUACAAGAGUCGCCAAUAACCAGACUGGAUCUGACGGUCACCAUUCAUGGCGUUGGGACCAAGUCCAAGAUGCUUUCAAAGACCCUCAGACUUACUUCUUCUUUUUCGCAGUCAUUGCUGCCGGGAUACCCUUUGGCGGAACGGCGGCAUUUGGUAAUCUCGUUUUUGUAUCAUUUGGGUUUACUAACUUGGAGACGAUAGUCAAAGGCAUCAUUCCAUUGGAUCUUCUAAGUGUUGCGUGGCUGUUACUGGGCGGAUUUUGGUCGCUGAAGAAGCCUCAAACUAGAUUUUACCUCAUGAUCGCCUCAACUAUCCCGUCAUUUGUCGGCAUGUUGACUUUGGGACUCUUGCCCAAGGAAGGCUUAUUAUGGACUCGAUGGGGUCUCUAUCUGAUGAUGGCAACAGGGAGACUACCGGCCACGCUAAUCUGGACACUGUUACCAUCCAAUGUCGCGGGGAGAACUAAAAAAUCCGUCACCAGCGCCGUCAUUUUCAUUGCAGUGUGCAUUGGCAAUGCUAUUGGAUCUCAGACGUUUCGUGCUGAAUGGGCACCUAGAUAUGUCCCUGCACUUGUGAUAUGUGGCAUCAUGUACGCAGUGCAGUGCAUUCUGUUCACUCUGUGGCGACUACACUACGUAUCUCAGAACAGACGACGGGCCAAGAAGGUCGCGGAGAUGGGAAUGACACCGGAAGAAUCCAAAUACCAAGGUAAAAUUAACGGAGAGUCUGAUGUGACAGAUUGGCAGAACAUUCAUUUUAGGUACAAUUUGUAA